Molecule: messenger RNA, 899 nt
Organism: Cuscuta epithymum
Lineage: Eukaryota; Viridiplantae; Streptophyta; Magnoliopsida; Solanales; Convolvulaceae
Source: the annotation of a GenBank genome assembly
AGAAGAGUCUAUACAACACUUAUUUUUGGAUUGCUCAAUCACACAAACUAUGUGGUCAGAUUCUUUCAAAGAACUGUAACCUCACCAAAAUUCCAUCUUUCUUUCUUGGCUAUCUGGGAUCAAAUCAGGGACGGAGGAAGAUAAGAAAAAAUUGCAGCUCUCUUGUGGACUGUUUGGAAGGCUCGAAAUGAGCUUAUCUGGAACGAUAAACGCCUUAGCUCCUCAGAAAUACAGUUUUUGGCCUUAAAGCUUAUACAUGACUGGACUUCUCCUACUCAGAAUCUCUAUUCAGCAGCUGAGCCCGAUCGACUUCAACUCAUGGCUUAUACUAUUCCAGAAAAUAAUGUGGUGUGCCACGUGGAUGUUGCCGUUGACCCACAGACAGGGAAAGCUUACUUUGGAGCGGUUAUUUGUUCCAUAACUAACGAUUUUAUUGCAGCUAAAAAUGACCCUCUUCGGUAUACUAUAGACCCACACACGGCUGAAGCAAUGGCAGUGAAAGAAGCCCUCUCGUGGAUGAAGAAUGAAGCUUGGACAAAUAUUCGGGUGGAGAUGGAUUGUCUCAAUGGGUGUAAUUUUUUGAAUGUUCCAACUCAGGAUUUUUCUUAUGCAGGUGCCAUCAUUUCCAGCUGCAGAUCUUUAGCAAGACAGUUUAAAAAGGGUCUAGUCUGGUAAACGUCUGGUCUCUGUGUAUUUUAUAACUACGGAAGUUAAGUUUGGUCUGAUCUGGUCUGGGACUGAAAACAGUCCAAAAGAAAACAUCCAAGUUGUGAUAUUCUAAUUUUGUUUUGCACUUCCAUAAAGUAAAUUUCUUUUUUUAUCACAUUAGAUUUCUAUAUAUGUAAAUUUUACAUGUUAAUACGGAGUACUAAGUUAUACCUUAUCAAAAUAAAUAUUUU